CGACGUAGUAGCUUCCGUUCCCCGAUGUCCGAGUCGUUUUUCUACGCAUAAGCCGCCAUUUUGUUAAAUCGUGUACAAAUGUCAUUUCGGUUCCCAAGCGUGGCGGUAAUCCGUGUUUUCCCGCCGCCCCCUCAGCUCGCAGGGAGCAGUGGGGAAAACAAACAGGUCGAACGGAGGGAGAUUGGUAGCCGGUUGGAUGUGGAGGUUGUUUAGCGGCGAAUGAAUCGUCUUCAUGUUGUGGGCUCUUGCAGGGUGCUAAUUUGUAGUUCCCCUUCAGUUUUCGGUGCUUUUGAGUGUGGUGCAUUUGGGACGCUGUUUGGAGUUGUCGCCUUCCGAGUAUGUUGCCGCUUUCUAACAUUUUAUCAGGGCUGUUGGAGCGCGUAGUCUACCCGCUGCGGUUUUGUAUUUUUCUCGACGUUGUUUACUGGUUAUAAUUCGACGUUUAAUGUUUUAAAUCCACCGGUUCGCCGAGUCUGCAUUCAGUGAGACACUUUUAGACAUGCAUACGAGGCGUUUGGUAAAGCGGUCCAUCCUCGGCAGCCGCGUUUAUGCGCCGAGUCCGACGGGGGACGGUGCCCCGGUGACAGGAGUGGUCCAGGCUGUCAAGCAGGAAAACAGAGACGUCUCGGCCGCAGGAGCUCGGCGCAGCGUCUACACCGUCCUCCUGCAAGACGGGAGCCUCAAGGAGUUCUCCGAGGAGGAGAUAGCCGCGGGGUUCAACCAGACUGCGGCCAAAGUACCGCUCAAGUCCAGCUUGAAGCAGAGCUCCAGUAACGGAUCUUCAGAAAGCCAGAAGGUAGAAGGCGGCUCCCUCAGCCCAGAAGCGGUGGAGGAGCAGCGGGCGGUGGACGGCAAGCGGGUUGGCCGGGACCCUGACACCCGAUCAGUGUCCCUGCUAGAGCAGAAACGCAAAGUGGUCUCCUCCAGCAUCGAUGUCCCUCAUGCCAGACAUGGACAAGGUGACGGCUGCCAUGGUGCUGACGAGUCUCUCCACCAGCCCGCUGGUCAGGAGUCCACCUGUAAAAGUCAACGAAGGUCUGAGCGGUUCCUGGAAGGACAACGGCUUAACUGGCCCCUUCACCCCAUCCAGCAACAGCUCUUCAGGGGGUUACUGGAGCUGGUCUGCCCCCAGUGACCAGUCCAACCCUUCUACACCUUCUCCACCGCUCUCCGCCGACAGCUUCAAGCCCUUCCGUGUGCCCAGUCUGGGCGGCGUGGGACCCGGGCCUGCAGGGCCUGAGGACCCGAGCUUAGACGAGCAGGACGGCAGCAGCCUGCUCUUCGAUGAGCCCAUCCCUCGCAAGCGCAAGAACUCCAUGAAGGUGAUGUUCAAGUGCCUGUGGAAGAACUGUGGCAAGGUGCUGAGUACCGCUGCCGGCAUCCAGAGACACAUCCGCACCAUCCACCUGGGGCGUAACUGUGACUCGGACUGCAGUGAUGGUGAGGAGGACUUCUAUUACACGGAGAUCAAGCUCAACACGGACUCAGUUGCCGAUGGGCUGAGCAGCCUGUCCCCAGUGUCCCCGUCCAUCCUUUCUCCCCCUCCUCCUCCCCCCUCUCCUCUCUCUUCUCUCAGCCAGCUGCCGGACUCCCACGGACCUCCGCAGUCCUCUGACACCAAGGAGCCUCAUGCUGGCGGCACCACUCCGCUCAGCCGCUCUGCGCCCAGCGCACUCUACCUCGUCCACACGGACCACGCCUACCAGGCUACAGCUCCAGUGUCCAUCCCGUCUAGCAGCAGUAACUCUGCCACCUUGGCCUCCACAAGCUUCACUCCCACCAACAGCUCCAGCUUUAGCAUCUCCUGGCAGUCACCGCCCGUCACUUUCACUGGGAACACGGUGUCUCCCAGCAAAAGCCAGGGCUUCGGUGAACAGCGCUCACAAACCAUCGCUGUCCUCUCGUCCCCUCCCAGAGCCACCACUGCCCUCAGUCGGAAAGUGCGUGGUGAAGGGAAGAAGUGCCGUAAGGUGUACGGGAUGGAGAACCGCGACAUGUGGUGCACGGCCUGCCGCUGGAAAAAGGCCUGCCAGAGAUUUACCGACUGAGCGUUCUCCGCCGACGUCACGGCGCUCCACGCCAACAGGCACUGCUGCCUUUAGCCAGAGAAAGGGGAGAGGGGCAUCAUUUUGCAUGCAUUUGGUUUUCUUCAGCUCAAAAUUGCAACUGUCCGUUCAAGCUCCGCCUCUGUUGUUGCCCCGCCCCCCUGAGCUCCACUGAACCACUCUAGCUGUUGAAGGAACCAAAGGACAGCGGAGUAACCUUUUAGAUUGCCGUCCAGGAUUCCCAGUACUGCCUCUCCAUUCCCAUCAUUCCCAGUUUUGGGAAACACCAGUGCAGCUAAACAGCGUAAAGAAAAAGAUCUAAAGAUUCCUCCUGUUUUUUAUGUUGGGUUCAGUGUUGCAUCUUUAUAUGUUUUGUAAAGCUCUGGUUUUUAAACGGAAAGUCAAGUCAAAGAAGGGGUCCAGAAAAAAAGCCUAAAGCUUUUUUUGAGAGUUUUUGUUAAAAGAAAAAAAACUUUUUUAUCCAAAAGAAGAAUGGGCCUCUUUGCUACAGUUUUCGAAGAACAUUAUGAAAAAGCAUGGAGGUAAAGCUUGCAGUUUUUGUUCUUCCUUCAACUUGUUCAUCUCGUUUUAUUUCUGGACUUUUUUGAGGUGAUCUGCUAUCACCAACAUCACAGCCUCUCCCAGUUCCUCACCUGCUCUUCACUCCUGACAGCCCCAUGGGAAUAUAUGGCAGAGCCGGGAGGAGCAGGUUGAUAUAUACAAAGAACGGGAGGAAUAGAGACACACAAGGUGAAUGAUCAAUGCAAAAAAGAAUUUACAGUCAGGGAAAGCAGAUUGGCCGUCUCAUUACACAUAAAAACCGCAGCAGCAUUUACACACACACACAAACAAACACACAAUCAAAGCAGACAGCAAGUGUUUUCCAUGUCACUUUUUUAUCCAGUUGAUUCAUUUUCUUUGUUUUAUCAGGGAUGUGAUUCUAAAGAAAGCAAAAACCAGCAGCUAAACCAUGGGGUUAUACUGUAUACAGCACUAUCUCAAUAGCUUCUCUCUUUCAUUAUACAUGACAACUUUACAACCAAAAACUCUUUUUAUGUUUUUCUUUAUGUUUUUGGUUUUUGUUAAGGUGCCAUGUUUACUGUUGUUGAUGUAUUUUUUUUGUUUGUUUGUUUGUUUUUGCGAAACCAAGACUGUUUAAUGGAAGUGUAAUGCAUUCACUUGAGGGGGAAAUUUUUUUUUUCUGAUUUAAUGAGAUUAUGUCAGAAUUCUGAGAAAUUUUUUCGUGGAGAAACAAAUGAUGCUGAUUAGCAGCAGCAACCAUACUCCAUACAGGUGAGAGCUUCUUGUAGGAUUUUGAGGUAACUAGUUAAUUCAGAAAAAAAGAGCAGAGUUUAUUUUUUCAUGCAAACGUUUCUUGGAAGAUGAGAUAAUAAUCUCGUUAAUUCAGGAAAAACAGGGCAAACUUUUUUUUUUCUCAAGUGAACACGUUAAGCUUCCGUACUGUUUACCUUCCACCUGCUAAAGAAAGUGUGUUUAAAAGACCUUCCUUACAGCACUGGAAGCAUGAAGUCAGCAGCGUGCAAGGCCAUAAAAAGAUAAACAUCUUUCACCACAUACAGAGAGACAAAUUGCCCUCCUUCUCAACAAGCUUUUACAUCUUCCCAAAGAGAACAAAAUAUAUUUGUGUUUAAUUACGCCACCCGCAUCUUGGUGAUAUGUUAACCAAAGGGGGAGGGCUUAAAACCAAAAGUGAGGCACUUGCACUGCAUGUGUGUAUUAAAGCACUUGGUACAUUUGUGGUUACGUCUAGAAAGUUGAAAAUGUUUUUAUGUUCCACUAGACCUUUUAAUUUCCAAAUGUUAUAAAAAAAAAAUCUUAAUAGUUGACCAGGUGUGGACACUUCCCCCUUUUUUGAACCAUUAUUUGCUCUAAGAGUUUUGGAGAAGGGUAUAAGGUAUAAGCACUUGAUUAGAUCACUACUUUGUUGUUUAAUCCGCACUGGACUCUUCAGUCACUUGGCAAUAUGUAAGCAAAGCUUUGGCUCAAGCUUUCGUAAGAGGGAUCGGCAAGUAACCUUGUAACUGACAAGGUAUGGAGAGUGUGAUUGGUAAAAAUAAUGCGGUUAUCUGAUUUGUCAUUUGAAUGUGUUCAUUUGAAUUCCAGCCUCCUUGUUGGUCUCAAAGGCAGGAAACAAAAUCACAUAGCCAAAUAGUUUACAGAUGUUCACUUUGUAGUGGUAAACUAACCAACUCUUUUGUCACCUGGGGCUGCGUCCUACUUUAUUACAAUGUACUGAAAUUUAUAGAAACGUCCAGAGUUUAAGUUGAGACAAAUGUUUCUGCCAACAGGCACAUUGUGAUUCUGCAUUUACUCUGCAUUCUAGGAAAUUUGUUUAAAUGCACGCUGAAAUUUUUAUUGUCGUUUUGGUCACACGCACGGGAUCAUUUAACACCAGAAUUAUUCAAAACCAACACCAGCUAAUAAACUCACAAGCUCGCUCAUUUAACAGUACUUGCGCACCUGAAAAUCGUAGCUAUGUUUUGUUUGCUAAACUGUUUCUAUUAUGUCUAUUAUUUUUCUUUGUCUGUUCAUGUAUAUAUGUGUAGUUCUUGUAUUUUCUCAAAGCUCCAUGUUUAUGGCCAGUUGCCUUGGUCAUUACAUCCGCCACCUUAUGAACAAGACAGGUUCAAGUAUAGCAUUUCAUAAUGUACCGUUCAACCUGUCGGGCUACUGUUGUUUUGAAUAUAGAGAUAGCCUUAAAGUCACUCUUUUGAAAAAAUCAUUGUGCUUCUUCUAUGUCAUUACAUUGAUGUUUCAGUAAGAAAUAUUUAGAUUAUCUCAAAACUGAUUCGCCAUUGUAUUAUGUGAACGUAUUAUUGUUUAAGAAAAGACAAAUCUAUAUAUACGUAAAGAAAAAACUUGUUGGAAUUUAGAUUCAAAGCAAACCAGAUAUUGAUUUGGCUGGGUUUUUUUUCUUUUUUCAUAUAUAUGAAUAUAAAUACUGUGUAUGAAUUUUGUUUUCAUGUUCUGCUGAAGGAAAUGUUUGUUGCUAUUGUAACUGUAGGAGGGAGCCCAGGAAUAAUUCUUACCACAAGCCAAGCUUGUUAUGCUCUUUUCAGUGAGGUGUGACCCACACGCUCCCGCCUGGAGCUCCUUCACGCCACGCUCCCUGCUGCUAAGCGCGUCGAAAACCACAGUUGAUUAAAAUCUUUAUCUUAUUUCCAAUUCUCCUGGUGUGACGUAGCCCCACUAGCAAUUAGUUUGAUUGACAUCUUGGUGCGUUUGCGCUCAUGUGAGCGGUCACAUGGUCCCGUGUGUGAAUGUGAAGGAGCCCCAGGCAAAGUAUGCGGGUUGCCGCUGAAGCGCGGUGCUCUGCGAUGUCCCCCCCUAUCCCUGAAGCAUCACUCUCACUCCUCCCAAGUUACACAGCUUUUAUCUAAUGUCCUGUGGCGUAUCCCUGUCAGAGUGUGUGCAGGUCGAGUCCACUGCCAGGCUCCUGACAAACACACUUUGGCAAUUUUCCAUCGUUGCGGUGCUUCAUGUGUGUGUUCGGACCGUCUCCUCUAUUGAUAUGGAAAAAUCUAGCAACCAAUCAGAUUCUGUCCACGAACAAGUCCCUACAGUAGUUCAGACAAUUCAGAGGUCUUGGCAAGACUGGAUAUUUAAAUGGCAGCAUCUGCAGGCAGCUAAUUUUAAAAGAAGCUCUCUCUUGAUGCUGAUUCUAGGUCAGUGUUGCGUCGAUCAAAUGGCUAGUAAUGUAAUUUGGCCAAAAUAAGCUAAUCUCACACCCUUGUUUAGGGUGAAUCCAAAUGACCUCAGAAGGAUUUUUGCUGCCAUAUUUCUCAAACCUGUCCAUCUCCUCGUAGAUCAGUGAGGAACUCUGGGGAUUUGUUUGUGGACUGUGGCCUGGCCGGCAUCGUUGUACUGAGAACCAUUCACUGCCAGCAGCACAUAGACGGCCUUAGCAUGAAGGGGCUUUCACAGACACUCAGCCCAGGUCCGUCUUCGCAUACUAUACAUACUGGUGCUGUGGUCUCGGCAGGGCAGAAAUGGAGGUGCUAUAUUCCCAUGCAGUGCUGUUUCUCCCAUGUGAUCAUAUUAACUCCAUUUUGUACACAAUGUUAUGCUGUAGAACAUGAAAAUAAAAACACCCUGCCUCAAGUCUAA
Micropterus dolomieu (smallmouth bass) is the source of this 6173-nucleotide messenger RNA. RefSeq names its product zinc finger protein 704 (gene znf704). Gene Ontology annotation, molecular function: RNA polymerase II cis-regulatory region sequence-specific DNA binding; DNA-binding transcription factor activity. Gene Ontology annotation, cellular component: nucleus. The record is from RefSeq and is a predicted model, not a curated record. Lineage: Eukaryota; Metazoa; Chordata; Actinopteri; Centrarchiformes; Centrarchidae. Gene Ontology annotation, biological process: regulation of transcription by RNA polymerase II.